AUGUCUGCCCGAAGAAGCCCUGACGCUCCUGAAGUUACUUCUCCAUGCCUCCCAUCGUCCUCUUCUGUGGAUAGCAGCGGCAGCACGGGGCCCGACUUGGACCCUGGCACCCUUCUCCCGGUGGUUCCGCCCCCCUUGCUGACCCGACGUCUCCUGCGCUUGCGGACCUACAGCAGCCCUCCAUCUACGCGCCGUAAGCGAGAGAUGAUCCCAACCGACAAGAAGGACGCCACGUACUGGGACAAACGCCAAAGAAACAACGAGGCGGCAAAGCGGUCCAGGGAGAAGAGGAGGCUGCAAGACCUGAUGCUGGAGGGUCAGGCGCUCGCUCUGAGGGAUGAGAACGCACAGCUGCGCGCUCAGCUGCUCAGUCUGCAGUACCACUGCAACCUGGAGAAAAGUGACCCCCGUGCUGCCUGCGCAACACCAGACUAUGCUUGGCUCUUUCCACCCAGACCUCCCUAUCCCCCUACCCUCUUCCAGGGACUGUGGAGCAACAGGAACAACCAAGUUUCUGCGCUGGGUAUGGGGCAACAAGAAGCAGCGAUGCAUCCAUUUAAGGCAAAGACCCCCUGUUUCACCUCCAGUCUAGAAAUUUCUCCCGGCGCACAGCAAGGCAUCUCCUCCUAUUCUGGGCAGCGUUUCAUUUCUCCUGGAGCAGUUUCAGGGGUUAGGAGGUCAGCGGAGGCCGAGAUGGAUCCUCAGCGCCAGGUCUCUUCUAGCGAUGACAUCCUCAGCUCCAGUGAAGCCCCCAUCCCCUCCUCCUUCGCCCGAGGAUUCCCUAACACAGUCCCCCAGCUCUCCACUUUGCCUCAGAAAUGGCUGCUCCCCACUGUCAGUCACCCCUCAGUGUGUAAUGACACUCUGCUGCCUUGGCGGGCUUCCUACCUGUCCGCACCUGCUGUGUACCCGGGCCUGCCUCCCCUCUACGUCCAGGACAGAGCAGGACAGGGACUCAGUGUAGAGACAGGCUUUCAGAGGGGGAUCAGGAGCCUGCUCAGCAGUGCGCCGGCAGGUGUGAAGCAGCCCGGGAUGCACCUCAACCCUUACGGACCGUAA
Molecule: messenger RNA, 1059 nt
Organism: Xyrichtys novacula (pearly razorfish)
Lineage: Eukaryota; Metazoa; Chordata; Actinopteri; Labriformes; Labridae
Source: the annotation of a GenBank genome assembly